This is a messenger RNA of Seminavis robusta, 744 nucleotides long. The record is from the annotation of a GenBank genome assembly. Lineage: Eukaryota; Bacillariophyta; Bacillariophyceae; Naviculales; Naviculaceae.
ACGCAAAAUGCUCUCAAGAAGCAACUCCUGGAAGCUGUCCCCGACACCUUCACAAAGAUUCUCAAGCAUGAAAUGUAUGGAUAUGCCCAAGUUACCGUCCUUGCAAUCCUAACCCAUCUCGACACUACCUACGGAACAGUACAUGCCGAUGACCUCGAGGACAAUUGGGACCGAAUGCAUGCAGCUUGGAGCCCAACACAGCCCAUCGAAGAUCUCUACAAUCAGAUCAAGGAUGCGCAGAAGUUUGCACGUGACCAUGACGCCAGUACGGACAAAAUGGCAGUCCGUGCCGCGAUCAAGAACCUUACCAAGAGUGGGGUAUUCAUGGACGCCAUUAAGGACUGGAGAAAGAAAACAAUUGUGGAACAGGAAUCGUUCGAAACGCUACAGACGCACUUCACUUCAGCCGACAAAGAACGCCGUCGCAUCCUCACUACAAAAGAAGUUGGCUAUGCCAACAAGGCCGUCGAAACUCCCAUUACCAAAAGCUACAUGACGAAAGGAAGCCCAGAUGGCGUCCCGAUGUAUUAUUGCUGGUCGCAUGGCCUUGGCCCCAACAGCAAACACACCAGCAACACGUGCACCAAAAAACUCCCCGGACACAAAAAUGAAGCAACAUCCGACCAAAUGUUUGGAGGAUGCUGUGUCAUUCGUCGCCGUGCUGGAGAGAAACCGGUCUACCGCAAGCCCCAGCGUCAAAGCAGGGAAAACGAGGAGAAUCAGCAACCCAAUGGACAAACUUGA